Messenger RNA from Nilaparvata lugens (brown planthopper), 20598 nucleotides. Its product is annotated as mucin-17. The record is from RefSeq and is a predicted model, not a curated record. NCBI's taxonomy places the organism in Eukaryota, Metazoa, Arthropoda, Insecta, Hemiptera, Delphacidae. The coding region runs from base 1 to 20583 and encodes 6860 amino acids. Gene Ontology annotation, biological process: nuclear migration. Gene Ontology annotation, cellular component: nuclear outer membrane; meiotic nuclear membrane microtubule tethering complex; cytoplasm. Gene Ontology annotation, molecular function: actin filament binding. The transcript is spliced from 16 exons.
AUGGCAGCACAAGCCCUCGUGCAACAAGCUGAAACUAACAGGGAACGCAUUCAAAAAUUGGUGCGACAAUUACAAACCGCCGAUCCGUUCCUCGCCAAUUCACCAGAGAUUCUCAGUGUUUUAUCGUUUGUCAAGUCUCCGAAACUAGUCGAAAUUAAGGAGAAGCCAGUGACAAAACAGAAGACGGCAGUUGUCUCCGUUGAGAAGUCAUCAACAGUGGAUAAAUCUGCCAGUGAAUUGUUGGAUCCUGACAAGCUAAGUUAUGCUGAUAUCGCCGCCGGCCGAGUUAGUCCCAAUCCUUUCUCAGACGACUCCAACGCCACCGCUUUUGAGCCACUCGAAGCUACUCCACCUAUCACCCCUACCAUCUCAGAACCCGUUAUUGUUAUAAAAGAAUCAAGUCCUGCGGAAGCAGAACCUGUGCAAACGAAAACUGAAAUAACUGUCGAUAAUGCUCCACCGAGAGGAGAACGUCAAAGUAGAUCUACGAAGAAACGUGUACCACCAACAAAAGAAACUAAAAAACUGCCCCCACAAAAAAUCACCACGAAACCUAAAGACAGAAAGGAAAUUGAGGUUUUAGAAACAAUUGUCAAGUCAUCAUCAUCACUAGCAGCUCCUCAGCCCAGGCGUGGAAGGUCACCUAGUCCUAUGUGGAUCAGUGGAGAGUCACUCACUUAUUCCGAAGUAGUUAGAGGUGGUUCCUUGUCAAGACCACAGAGUAGAUCUGCUACUCCAGAUCAAUUCAAGAGUAUACCCUCCAAGCUAACGAAGGUUCAUCAUGAAAUUACACCACAAAUUGUUCAGGAUAACUUGCCUACACAAACUAAGAGUGUGAGUGCUCCUGUUACUCAAACCUACCAAACUCCUCAUGAUUUCAGUAGAAAACCACCUGUUGAACAAAGUGUGCCUGUGCAAACGAUGUUACCUCCUGAAUCAAUUCAGUACAAUCCUUUCAACCAGACUGUUAUCCAUAGCACACUGAAUUAUUCAGCAGAUAUUUUCCAGCCUUUCAUUCCUCCUCAAGAUGGAGUAUCGAGUUUUAUAGCGUCGGGACAACAGUUGAUGAGCUCCGGUUUGGGUACAUAUCUGAACAGUACUCCAGUUUACAGCCAAGCUCAUUUUAUUAGUUACGAGAGCACUGGAAUCCCACCCACAUCACUCGACUAUCAAGAGGAACAUCCAGUUCAAUUCAGUGUUGAAUCUCAGCAUUUUGUUUUCCCUCAGAAAGAAUGUAGUUAUCAGACUCUUGGUGAAGAUUUAGCAUACACCCAUCCGAAAGCAGCCGAAUCAGCUGUGAAUCCUGCAGUUGAAUUACCUGAAAACGAAAACAGUGGUGUAUCAUACGCUACAAUCUUAUCGCAAGGGUUAAGUGACAAGAAACCUGUUGACAAAUCAACUACUUCACCUGUUCUGCCCUCCAAAACAGCAGAUCAGGCUGAAACGCCUUCUCCUUCGCAUGAUGUUAUUGUCAUGGAAAGUGUAGAAGAUAUUACUGUCACUGAAGAUAAUGAAACCGAUUCAAUUCAAAAUAGAAAGUCAGGAAAGAGGAAAGGUAAAAACAACAAGCCUACUUCUCAAACUCAGAAACCUGAAGAUGCUAGUUUAGAAUUUAUUAAAGCUGAAAGUGAAAUCUUGACACCUACUGAUGAACCAGCUUCGACUGAUAAGAAUAAGAAUAAAAGUAAAGGAAAAACAUCAAAGCCAAGUAAAAGUUCUCUUGAAAAUGAGAAAAAUGUUGAAACAGAAGUAACCACCCCUCCAGCUGUUAAUCCCGAUGAAAUAUUGGGGAAAGUCAAGGAAUCACCUUUGGAGAGUGAAAAUGUCAAGCCAGACAAGAAAUCUAAGAAAAAAGGAAAGAACACCAACAAAACAGAGGUUACUAAAGUUGGUGAUAGUUCCAAAGAUAAUGAAAGUUCACAUUUGAACUUAGAAAAUGAUAAGUCAGUCAAUUCGAACAUCUUGACUGAUGUGGAGACCAAUGUUGUCAAGAGUUCAAAGAAGAAAAAUAAAAAUAAAUCGAAAUCAACCCCUAGCGUUGAGUCGACCCUUGAAAUCUCAACUCAUAGUAUCAAAUCAGUAACAGAUGAGUUGAUUUCUGAAGAGAACUCGCCCAUUGCACAUAGGACUGAGGUGAUAAUUGAAGUCAAGCCAUGUGAAAUCACAAAAUCUCCACCAAUUCUUGAGAGUAGCAGCACAGGCAUUGAUACUCCAGCUGGGAAAACCUCCAAAAAGAAGUCUCCAAAAUCCAAAAAUACUGAUAAAAUCACCGCAGAAAAAACAGAUGACAACAAAUCUGAUGAUGCAGCAAUUGAUGAUAAGAAAGACACUGCCCAACAAGGAAAAUCCAAGAAAAAAUCUGGAAAAGCAAACAAAUCAGUUAUUGAGAGCAGUUCAGUAGAACAAAUAACCACCACAACUCCUCAAAUCGAGAAAGCUCCUAGUAAAAACAAGAAAAAGAAUGCCAAUAAUACGAAAAUCGAGUCUUCUGACAAUGCUGAUGAGAAAAAUAUUCACUGUGAGGUAUUGAUUGAAGAAUCACUCACCUUGCCAGAAAUUGACAAUGCUUUGAUAAAGGAAGAUAAUGAGAAGAAACAAAAAAGUAAGAAUAAGAAGAAAAACAAUAAAAAGAAUCAGAAUACCCCAGAAAUCACUUCUCUUGAAAGUGUUGUUGAUUCAACAGAACAAGAUGAUAAGGAGAAGAAACCAGAAGAUAAAAAUGAGAAAGAAACACCAGAAAUAACUUCUUCUGAGAGUGUUGUUGCUCCAACAGUAGAAGAUGAUUUUGAGAAGAAACCAAAAAAUAAAAAUAAAAACAAGAAAAAUAAGAAAGAAACACCAGAAAUUAUUUCUCUUGAAAGUGUUGUUGGUUCAACAGAACAAAAUGAUAAUGAGAAGAAACAAAAAAAUGAGAAAGAAACACCAGAAAUAACAUCUUCUGAGAGUGUUGUUGCUCCAACAGGAGAAGAUGAUAAUGAGAAGAAACCAAAAAAUAAAAACAAGAAAAAUAAGAAAGGAACACCAGAAAUUACUUCUCUUGUGAGUGUUGUUGAUUCAACAGAACAAGAUAAGGAAAAGAAAUCAAAAGAUAAGAACAGUGAAAAUGAGAAAGAAACACCAGAAAUAGCGUCUGAGAGUGCUGUUGCUCCAACAGAAGAUGACAAUGAGAAGAAACCAAAAAAUAAAAAUAAAAACAAGAGAAAUAAGAAAGAAACAGCAGAAAUAACUUCUGAAGGUGUUGGUGCUUCAGCAGGAGAAGAUGAAAAUGAGAAGAAACCAAAAAAUACGAACACAAACAAGAAAGAUGAGAAGGAAACACGAGAAAUAAUCACUUCUGAGAGUGUUGUUACUUUAACAGGUGAAGAUAAUAAUGAGAAGAAACAAAAAAAUAAAAACAAGAAAAAUGAGAAAGGAACAACAGAAAUAACUUCUUCUGAAAGUGUUGUUGAUCCAACAAGAGAAGAUGAUGAUAAGAAAGCGAAAAAUAAGAAUAUUAAGAAACCCUUAGAAAAGGAGGAAACCCCAGAAAUAAUUACCACUGACAGCGUGGUUCAAUCUACCGAAACUGAUGAUGCAAAAACUUUGAAAACUGAUAGUGAAAUCCCAGUUUCUAAAGAUGACAAUGAAAAGAAGUCUAAGAAGAAGAACAAGAAUAAGCCAAUAGAUGCUAAGGUGGGUCAGUCACAAACCACUAGUCCUCCCAACACAGUGAUAGAAAACACUGCAUCUGAAUCCGUGGAGGUAGACAACUCACAAACUGAGAAAGAAGGUGAAAACAUUCCUGAAACUACAGAAGAGGAAGGAAAGAAGUCGAAAAAGAAGAACAAAACGAGGGAUGCCAAGAAAAAAGAUGACACUGAGGCAAGCCCCUCUGAAAAAUUAAUUGAAAAUGAAUUAAAAUCUACCAAGCCUGUGGUUGCUAAUAAAGACGUAGGAAAUAGAGUUAUUGAAUGUGUUGAGAUAGUGGAAGUAUAUGAAGAAGGGAAAGAUAAAUCAAGAUUUGGGUUAUCAGUGAGUCCUCAAGAAACAGAUAAACCAGUUCAAGUGACUGUGGAAAAUACUCUUCCAUCAACUGGAAAUGAAGCUCCCGACAAAAGUUCAAAAAAGAAGAAUGGUAAGAAGAAUGCUAAGGAGGAAUUCCAUUCAGAAACAGCUGAGCCUGAAGAAACUACAAAGAAUAGUGGGAAUGAUUCAAUCGAUUCUAGCUGUCAAAUAAUAAUCCAAGAACGUGCAACAGACAAGAAAACGCCUGCUGACAAGGGUAAAAAGAAAGGUAAGAAAGCACCAUCAAAACAGGAUGAGGUAUCAGAAUCUACUACUUCUGAAGAUCCACCCAAGAAUAUUGAGGUACCUGAUAAUGAAUCUAUCAUCAAAGAUACAAAAGUCGACUCUAGUGAUAAAAAUGAAGCUACUGUAGAGGAGAAACCCAGCAAAGUUGAAAUAAUUAAAUCUGAUGAGCCUAUUGGAGUAGAAGUGAAUAGCUCUCAAUCUACUAGUGGCUCGAAAGGAAAGAAGAAUAAGAACAAAAAUAAGAAAGAUGCAUUGCCAGAAAUCAGUAAAGAUGAGGCAAUACUACCUCCUGUUGAAACACCUCUUCUUGAAAAUAGUACAGAUAUAAAAAUUGAUACACCAUUAUGUGUGAAAGAUGUGACCUCAAGAGAUAAUGAUGCUGAAGAUGGAAAAAGUAAGUCAGCCAAUACAGGAAAAAAUAAGAAAUCAGAUAAAGCGAAGAAGGAUCAGACUCCAAUUAAACCACAGGAAUCAGCUCCAGAACAAGGAAGCCCAGUAGACAGCACUCUCAUAGUUUCUGACAUCAAGUUGAGUGAUAAAAAAGAAACUUCCAAGAAUAAUGAGAAGUCAGAUGUGAAACCAUCUCAAUCGAAAAGCAAAACCGAUUCUGAUAUCAAAUCAGGUGUAGAAAAUACUGAUGAGAACAGAAUUCACUCGGCCGUUAUGAUAGAAACGCCAAAAGAUGAACCCAAAAUUGGGGAUUCAACAUCCAAAGAAGACUCAUUGCUCACUUCAAUUUCUGACUACAACACGUCCCCAUCUCUAAAAACGGAGGGAACAGAUUUCAUAAUGAAAGAGCAACAGAGUGUACAAUUGUUAGAAAAUAAUACACCAAAACAGAAGAACAAAAAAUCGAAAGCAGAUAAAACAGAGGGAAGUGAUUUCAUAAUGAAAGAGCAACAGAGUGUACAAUUGUUAGAAAAUGAUGAUCCAAAACAGAAGAACAAAAAAUUGAAAGCAGAUAAAAAUGGAGGUGAUAAGAGUGAAGUGAUUUCAAAAGCAAAAAUAAAAGCUGCCCCUGAUGCUGGGACAAAAGAAAGUGAACUCAUUGCAAUUGAAAAUAAAUCAGAAGUGCACUCAGAAACAAUUUCGCCCUCAAUUGUUUCAGAUUCCAAUAUUGAAAUAGAAAUAGAAGUUAGUCAGGCUCCAAGUGAACCAGAUAAAACUGAAGAAAAUCAAACUGAUAAGAAGGGUAAAAGCAGGAAGCGCAAAGUAAAUGCAUCUAAUUCUGUAACCUCAAACAAAACGGAUCCAUCUUCCAGUCCACCUCAACCUCCAGAGAAAUCAGUAACAACAUUCCCAGCUCCAGAGCAGUCUCAGAUUCAGAUUCAAGCGAAAAAAGGAAUAACAGAAGGAAAAUUGAAUACUGAUGAAAGUAAAGCCAAUGAUAUGAUCAAUCUGGAAGCAGCAAUAUGUAUCUUGAAAGAACAGACAGCAUCAUUGGACGUUGAGAAUACACCUGUAAUCAUAAAUGAAGAAAUUCAACAAUCAGAGGACAAGGACUGCAAACUCAGCAAAGCUUUGAAGGAAGCUCCAAUCAUCGAUGUGGGAGUCAAAGUGGUUGAUGAACAUCCAACGCCUGUUUUGAUUGAGAGUGGAAUCAAAGCUCAUGACUCUGAUCUUACAAAUGUCUCCACUGAUAAUUUGAAACAAGUUGAUAACAAAAAUAAGAAGUCCAAAUCAAAGAACAAGCAGCAUGAGCCUAAAGAAACACCUGUUACACAGUCUCAUGAAGUUGGUGUCAAUCAAACUGUUCCUAAAAAUGAAGAUGAAAAACUUGAGAAAAUUGAUCCAGCUCCAACGGUUAGUGAAGCUGCUUCUGAUGCUAACCGUAUAGAAAAAGAUCAUCAUGUGAAGGGUAAGUCUAAAUCUAAAAAUAAAUCGAAAACAAAAGAGUUUGUUUUGGAGCCUGAUACCAUUCAAGCAUCACAACCUGACCAGACAAUUGAACAGAUAACCAUUGAAAAGACAAUAAUUGAAACUCCUGAAACUCAAAAACCAGUGGAAACAAAAGGUGAAAUCGUUGAAAAAAUUGAUAUAGCCAUUACAGAACUUGCUCCUACUGAAAACAAGGUAGUUGAGUCAGAUGACAAGACUACAACUGCUCAAAAUAUUGAACAACUUCAACCUGGGAAUAAAAAAUCAAAAUCAGAGAAUAAGAAAAAGUCAGAUGAGUUGAAGAAGGAAGGAAGCAAUAAAGACAAUGAUUUGAACAAAAAAGAAGAAGCCCCAAAAGAUUCAACCCUUGGAUUGGAGCAACAUGGAAUCAAGGUAGAUAAGGUUAUUUCGAAGCAAGCAUCUGUUCCAGAUAAAGGUAGAAAUGGUAAUAAGAAAUCCAAAACAAAUACCACAGAAGUGCCAGUUGCAACUGCAAAUGAGAAUGUAGAGAGUUUCAAAGACAAAGAUGAUGUCAUUGUGGAAACAAACAUUGUGAUUGAGGAGAAUGUAGAAGUCACCCAAGAUUUAAAAGAUCCAAAAUUGAGUGGAAAGGUAGAAGAGUUGAAUGUUGAGCCAGUAGCUACUGGAAAAGGUAAGAAUAGGAAUAAGAAAUCAAAGUCGAAAGACAAACCACUUGUUGAAACUGUGGAAAUUGUUCCACAAGUUGAAGAAAAAUCAGUUGAAAAUAAGAGUGUACCAGUAACAAAUGAAGAGAUAAAGGAGAAGAUCGAAGAGCCUGCCAGUGCUAUUGUGGAUCAUGAAGUAAAUAUUAUUGAAGAUUCAAAUCUGGAUCAAACACCUUCUAAAACUCCUGAAAAGGGUGAAAACAAGUCUAAAAAGUCAAAGUCAAAGAAUAAGCAGCCAGCUAAAGAAACAGUAGCUCCUCCAAAAAUUCAGCAUGAGGAGAAAGAAACUAAUAAAGGAUUAGAGUCAAGCUUGGAUGUAAACAUCGAAAUUGAAAAAUCUCCAGGAAAAGUUUCUGAAUCAGAUGAGAAAAUAAUCAAAGUUGCUCAAGAUAAAGCAGCUCAAGAAAAUUCAAAGCAGGAUCAGAACAAAGGGAACAAAAAUGAGAAUAAAAAAGGAAAAUCAAAAAACAAGAUCAAAGAACCGGCUUCACUGACAGAAGAUCUCACUACCAAAAAAUCUGAAACAGAAAUUAGUGAUAUUGUUACAAUAAAACCAGAAGAGGAUGUUAAGGUGGUGGAUAAAAUUGAAUUAUCUAUUGCUCCAAGUGUAUUAGAACAGAACACUAGCAAAACCAUUGAGUCUUCUGAACAAGUACCUUCUGAGAAGUCAGAAAAUUCUGAUAAGUCUGGGAAAAAGAAGUCAAAGAAAGGAAAUAAAGUCUCUAAUGUGGAAGUAAAAAUUGAUACAAAAUCUGCUGAAGUAGUUAUUGAUAAAUCAAAUGUAGAAAACAAAAAUGAAGAAGCAGUGGAGAAAAUUAAACCAGUUUCUGAGCCAACCAUUAGUGAUGUAGAAGAAAAAUCAGGCAAGGAUAGUGUAUCAAACCUGAAGGAAUCAAGUUCAGCUGAAAUUCAACAACAAGAUAAGCAAAAGUCUAAGAAAUCAAAACCAGAAAAGAAGAAUCCUGUCCCACAGCCUGAGUCACCUGCCAUUCCGCAGGCCACUGAUAAGCUAGUCGAGGAGAAAAUUCAGCCAACUAAAUUGGUGACCACUAUUGAAGCAGAAGAAGAAAGUAAAUCCCUUGAGCAAAACCCCCCUAACUUGAUUGCAGAAACAACAAAAGUAGUAGAGGAGAUUAGCAAGCAAAAUAUUCCUGAAAGUGACGUGAAGAGCAAAGAUUCAAUCUCUAAAUCUGCAGAAGUUGAUACAAAAUCGAAGAUUCCUGAACAAGAUAAGAAAAAUAAUAACAAGAAAGGAAAAGGGAGAAAGAGGGAGGAACAACCAGUGAACGGAACCACCACUAAAAAGGAUGAAAAACAUGAAGAGGAGGCUGUUACAACAAUUGCAAAAUUGAGCUCUUUGGCCAACAAUAGUGUCAAAAAUCAAGAAGUUCCUUCUAAUGAACCCAAACCUUUGGAUAUCAGUCAGUUAGACAGCAAUCUGGUCAUUGAAAACAAGGAAAAAUCAAAUCUUGAAGCCAAAAAAGAUGCGGUAGAAAUAUCUGAAGUGAUUGAAAUCAAGGAGAGCUUUGUAGUUCAGGAAUCUGAUUCAAGUCUUCCAAAAUCACAUGGUGGAGAAUCUAAUGAGCUGACAGUAAUAGAGGAAAGUAGUAUGUCUGGAAAGAAUAAAAAGAAAAACAAAGGCAAUAAAAAUACCAAACCAGGAAAAGAGAUAGAAAGUGAAAAUAUCAUCAAAGAUACUCCCACAUCAAUACCUGUAGAAAUCAAAUCAUCUGGUACUGAAAGUGCUAGUGAAAGAUCAGGAAAAAAGAAAAAUAAGAAGAGGAAGAAUGAAGAUGAUAUUAAAAGUGAGAGUGUUGAACCUGCUAAAUCAGAUAAGGAAGAACAUAUUGUUCAGAAAGUAACUACUCAUGGCCCACAAUCUCUCUCAUUUAUGCCACAGUGGAUUCUCCAGCAGUCAGAAAAUAGUUGUAGCAAGCCAUCAGCACCUCAACCAGCUCAGCAAAAUUCGAAUAUCCAGUCAAUGGAAGAACAGAAUGUAGUCACUGGAAUCUCAGGAUCAAAUAUUGUAGCUGCCAAAGAAGACAAACAAGUAGAAGAAAUUCCAAAGCAAUCUGUUUCAAAUGAAACUAUUAAGUCAUCUCCAUUAUUAUCUGAAGGUCUUGAAAAGUAUUUAGAAGCAGAAGCAGCUGAGUUUGGUAUAUUUGGCUCUGUCAAGGAUCGACCUGGUCAAAAACCUAAGCCACCCCAAUCACCAAAACCCAAAAGGAAAAAUAAAUCUUCUGCCCAGAGUGAAAGAAGCUUGAGCUCUUCAGAAACAAGUGAUGGAUCCAAAAAAGAAUUACAGCCCAUGAAAUCUGAAAUUUUUGUAAAACAACAAAGUCCAGAGAAGAAUGAAAUAAUUAAAACAUCUUCUCUGUCAGUGACUUUAGCUAAGGUUGUUCCAGAUGAUAAGUCACUGAAAACUAAAUUGGAUUCUCCAGAUUUGCACUCCUCAUCUCCUUCACCCGGCUCCAAAGAGGCAAGCAAAUCAGUUGAGAGUAGCAAAAUCCAUUUGAAAUCAGGUGAUGAUUUUCUUGAUAUUUUGGAUUGUCCUAUGGUGAUAGAUGAUGAAGAAGAUGCCAGUAUUUCUACUGCUCCAGAUGUUCUCAAGCCAUCAAAUUCAAAAUCAGAAUCAACAUCAACUAUAGCUAUUUCUGAAGUAGAAAGUAAACCAGUUGAAAGUAGCAAAAUCCAUUUGAAAUCAGGUGAUGAUUUUCUUGAUAUAUUGGAUUGUCCAAUGGUGAUAGAAGAUGAAGAAGAUGGGAUUUUUUCAACUCCAAAGGUUUUCAAGUCAUCAAAUUCAAAAUCUACUGUAGCUAUUUCUGAAGUGAAGAGUAAACCAGUUGAAAGUAACAAAAUUCAUUUGGAAUCAGGUGACGAUUUUCUUGAUAUUUUGGACUGUCCAAUGGUGAUAGAUGAUGGAGAAGAUGAGAGUAUUUCUGCUGCUCCAGAGGCUCCCAAACCAUCAAAUUCAAAAUCAACUUCUACUGUGACUAUUUCUGAUGUGAAAGUUAAACCAGUUGAAAGUAGCAAAAUCCAUUUGGAAUCAGGUGAUGAUUUUCUUGAUAUUUUAGACUGUCCAAUGAUUAUAGAUGAUGAAGAAGAUGAGAGUAUUUCAACUCCAAAGGUUUCCAAGUCAUCAAAUUCAAAAUCUACUGUAGCUAUUCCUGAAGUGAAGAGUAAACCAGUUGAAAGUAGCAAAAUACAUUUGGAAUCAGGUGAUGAUUUUCUUGAUAUUCUAGACUGUCCAAUGGUAAUAGAUGAUGAGGAAGAUGAAAGUACUCCCACUGCCCCAAAAGUUUCUGAAGACAAAAUAUCCACCUUGACCAUGAUGCAUUCUUCAAAACAACCAAUAACAAAAUUGGGAAAAGAAAAAACUGAACUCUGCAAGGCUCUUGAAAGUAAGCCCGCAAGUACAACUGAUGAUAAUCCAAGUUUCUAUGAAAUUCAAAAGUAUGAUAUGUUUGAAAUAUCUGAAGCAGAGAAACGCUUUGCCAAGCUGUUGGAAAGUGAACGCAAUGCUAUGUGUCCCAGGAGUCACACUGCUGACCUGAGGCGAAUUGGAGGAGAGACAGCGACUGUUUCCCCUGUUCCUUCAAAAAGUGAUGAUGAAAAAUCAACAAAGAGACUAGUACUGCAUGCUGAACACAUAGUUGAAGAAAUACCCGAGGAGAAAUGUGAUGAUAUGAGAUUGGCUGAUCCAGAUACACCAAAAAGAUUUGUUGAUGAUGAUUUCUUCAGUAUAAUGACCAGGACCUGUAAUACUACUUUAUCUCCUGCAUUAACUAUUGAAUUAACUCCUGAAACAAGCCCAACCAGUGAACCAAGUACUCUUUCUUGGUCUCAAGUUGCUGCUAGGGAGAGACCAUCGCAAACUGGGGACUCAGAACCUCCAUUGCCUGGCACAUCACGUGUUGAAGAAAAAGUCAUUGAAGAAAAAAGGCCAGUUUGUAUAAAAGAAUCAGAUAAACCACCCAAAGUUGAUCAUUUGCCUAUUGCUACAAUCGAUUCUGAAGGAUUCAUCAAGUUUGUCUCCAAGAGAGAGAUACGCAAACAACGAUCGAGAACUAGUUCAAGAAAUGAUGAUGACGGUUCCAAGACUGCUGGGAAGACGGGUGAGACUCCACUUGUAGACAAUAAAUCUGAUACUGUAAGGAAAGAAACAAGCAGCGCUGGUGAAAGUGAUGUAUUGAAACCAGCAGAAGAAAAUACUGCUAAUUUAGCUUUAGAUACGGGAGUAUGGUUGGACAAAUGGAAAUAUCACGACGCUGAAGUCAAGUACUUUGAAAGCAUGGGCAAAAUAAAAAAAUCGCCGCCGUCAGUGAUUGUGGGUGCAUCAGCUGGGAACAAUGACGACGAAGGGGGUCCUAGUGGCAGUGGCCCUCCCUCUCCCACGAGGGGAAAGCGGAGUGCAAACCAAGAACCUCGCGGUGAAUUGGCAAACGGAACGGAGCGCCUUGCUGCUGACUUACCAUCAGGGCUUGGAGGCUGGUCGGAUUAUAGUACUUAUAUCUCAGACGAAGAUCCAAUGCAUUUGAACACUACCACCACCCCUGCCGAUUCCAAUAGUAUCCACCACGAAGACAACUCACACAGCAAAGAGGAGAUUUUGAUAGAAGUAAAAGAGCAUGAAAAAUGUGCAUCGAAGAUUUCCGAGAAUCUGUCAAAUCUACCGUCAGAUCCUGAAACGACUGAAAUGGAAAAUGAAUUAACUCUUUUGAAAACAACUAUCAAAUCAUUGAUUCCUGGAGGAGACGUAGGAAAAUUACCAGAAGGAGUGAAAGAAUUCAUCGAUAAUGAGAAGAUAGCUAAUGAAACAACUCCACCAGCUGAAGGCACAUAUAAAAUUGAGAGAGACGAACUCUCACCUGUUCCGGAAAUCACAAAGGACGACACCAUAGCAUCCAACCUAUCACCUAUUCCCGAUGAAGAAGUCCUAGGAGUCAGUCCGAUUCCAUUGGAAGUGGAGGAACCCAGAUACGAAGUUGGAGUGACCGAGGUUGGCUCGCAAACUGGAAGGAGUCUAGCCAUGUCACCCGACCACAAACUCAUAGCUGCUGAGGUUCAAACCGAUCUGUCCCAGAAAUAUCCCACUGCAGUCGCCAUACAAACAGAACAGAGUGCACAGAGCACAAUACAAGUGUUUCAUAAAACUGAUGGAAAUGAGGAGACUAUCGAGAUUGCAACUAAAACUAACGUCGGUACUGAUAGACUUCCAAUCACUGAAGCAAACAAAGAUGAUAAUGUCACUGUUGAGGUCAAGUAUAAGGAGAAGAAACCCACUGAGAUUGGAGAUCCUGAAUUUGGCUCUAUGUCUGAGUUGAGUAUAGUUCAUACAGAUCCUCAGGCUUUCGACACUAUUGUCGUGGACCCUGAUGAUACUUCUACUGAAGUGAUUGUUGACAACGAUGGAACCAAGAGGAUAAUUGUGAGGAAAGUCAGACGUGCGGUGGUGUCUCACCAACAGAGGAUCCUCACCGAGACCAGAUCGAGAACAAACAUUCCAGCUGGUGUGGACGCUGAGUCAUCUGGAGUGAAGCCUUUGGCAUUCUCAGAGGUGUCUUUGCAGCAACAGCAGAAGGUGUUCUCUGAAGUGACACCCGAUGGAACUAUCAGACAUAUUACCCAGGGAUACUCUGGGCAAGUUACCAAAGGACCUACCACCUCUCACAUCAAAACUUCUGAAUUUGUCAGUGAAGCUCCUCUGGAUGCCACAAGUGAACUUACUGAACUCCCAAUGUCAUCUUCCAAUGUUCGCACUGUAGUCCACCAGGUUUCUAGAAAGAUCAUCAGGAAAACAAGGAAAGUUAUAAGAAAAAUCACUAUCAUUGAUGGAAAAGAGCAUGUUGUCGAAGAAGUAAUAGAGGAGCCUGAUGAUGUUGAAAUGUAUGAAGAUACAAUACCUCGUGUUAGUAUUCACAUUUCUAAAGAAGGAGGGGAAAACGUUAUUGUUCAAGAGCCUGGAGAAGGAGGUCAAUUGCCAGCUGAUGAAGGUACUAGCUCAACAGUUGAAAUAUCUGAAAUUCACUCUGAAGAUGAGUUGGAUAAGAUUGUUGAUCAGCCAAAAACUCCAGCUAUUGAGAGUGGUUCACCAAAAGAAGCACCCCAUACAAGUGUUCCAGAUGAUUCACUACCUGUAAAAUCAGACAAAUCAAAACCAACCGCUGAUAAUCAUAAACCUGGAAAGCCUGCUAGCUCUAAGAAGCAAAAAGGUAAGAAAAAUGCUAAAGAGCCUGUAGUGCAUGCAUCACCGCACAAAGUAGUGGAACAAUUUAUCAUUUCAGAAAAAUUCAGUGAGGACAGACCUGAAUCACCUGUUCAAGUAGUAGAGGUGAAAAUCAUUAAGGACAAACCUGAAUCACCUGUUCAAGUAGUGGAAGAGAAAAUCAGUAAGGACAAACCUGAAUCACCUGUUGAAGAAAUAAAAGAAAAAGUCAGUAAGGAUAAACCUGAAUCACAUGUUCAAGUAGUAGAGGUGAAAAUCAGUAAGGACAAACCUGAAUCACCUGUUGAAGUAGUUGAAGAGAAAAUCAGUAAGGACAAACCUGAAUCACCUGUUCAAGUAGUGAAAGAGAAAAUCAGUAAGGACAAACCUGAAUCACCUGUUCAAGUAGUGAAAGAGAAAAUCAGUAAGGACAAACCUGAAUCACCUGUUCAAGUAGUGGAAGAAAAGAUCAGUAAAGGUAAACCUAAAUCACCUGAUCAAGUAGUGAAAGAAAAAAUCAGUAAGGACAAACCGGAAUCACCUGUUCAAGUAGUGGAAGAAAAGAUCAGUAAAGGUAAACCUAAAUCACCUGAUCAAGUAGUGGAAGAAAAAACCAGCAAGGGCAAACCUGAAUCACCUGUUGAAGUAGUAGAAAAGAAAAUCAGUAAGGACAAACCCAAAUCACCUAUUCAAGUAGUAGAAAAGAAAAUCAGUAAAGACAAACCAAAAACACCUGUUCAAGUAGUGGAAGAAAAAAUCAGUGAGGACAAAACUGAAUCACCUGAUCAAGUAGUGGAAGAAAUUCUUAUUCAUAAUGUAGAUCAACCAGAGAGCCCUGUUGUAGGAAAAACAAGUGAUCCAUCUGAUACCUCAGAAAGUAAAUCUGAGAAGUCUGAUCAACGUAAGAAAAGAGAUAGAAAAGGUAAGAAACAGGCUAAGAAAUCCCCACAGGUCGAAGAAAAGCCCACUGAUAUUGGAAUUAUUGAUUCAGUUCCUGAUUCGAAAACCAUUGAGGUCAAUGUAGAAUCUGUAUCUCCGAUUGUUGAGGUUAUUGAAGUAAGUGAAUCUACACAGUUGAAUGAAAAACCCAUUGAUAUAAAGGAUUCUGAGCCUGUAGUUCAGCAUGAAAUUUUCGAGGUUAAUAUAGAGACUGCAACUCCAGCUAAAACUAAAAAACUGGUUUCAGAUGAAGUGCCAGAAUCAUCAACUGAGGUUGAAGAAAUUAAAAUUGAAAAAACCUCAUCACCACCAAUCAAUGAUGUUAAAUCUACUGACCCAAAAUUUAAUGAUAAGAAGAAGAAAUCUAAGAAAGGAAAGAAAUCACCACCUCAAAAAGACGAAAUUGAAAGUAAGGAUGACAGUGGAGCUACUAAGUCUCCAUCACCCAAAUCUAAAGCAAAAUCAAAGACAACAGAUGAUCUUCUACAUUCUGAACAAUCUCCAAAACAAGAAAUUGAUGAUUCAACUGAUGUAGAGGAGAAAUCCAUUGAAACUGAAGGAACACUUCAUCCAGGUAGUGUUGAUACUGUGAUUAAUUUAGAGAAAGAUCAAUUGAAAAUUGAAACUCCACCUUUGAAUGUAGAACUAGAUGUAAAACUUGAAAAGGAAGAUACUGUGGAGAGUGACAAGCUACCAUCUAAAUCUGCAUUAGAUCCAAAUGCAUCUUUCAUCACUGCAGAAUCUGUGCAUUCGAGUCUUUUGAGCGAUGGUCCCAAAAAGCAGAAACAAGAACCUUUGUCUGAUCAGAAGCCUGUUGUAGAAACUGCUAUCAAAAAAGGAGAAACGGAGGAUACUCAAGUAGGGGAUGAAGAUUUAGCGUGUGCUCUAAUCAAAAAUGUACAAAUAAUAACAAGUGUGAAGGAUAGAUCACCAUCCAAGAAUAAGGUGUCACCAAAACUAGUUUCAACUGUGAAGAUGGAAAAGAAGAGCUUAGAACCAACUGGAGAGAUGGAACUGGUGAAAGAAGAGACGUAUGUACAAUUACCAAACACAGUGGAGGUAGCCAAAAUUGUUGAAGCACCUGUAAAAUCUGAUUCUCCAAAAAGUAGUUCGUCUAAAAGCAGUGAGAAGAAGAAGAAAGGUAAAAAAUCUGAUAGUCCAGUUGAAGACUUAUCAGCUGCUACAAGUAUUGCUGAGUCUAUAGAAAUUUCUGUUCCUCACUCGCAUUCCUCAGAGUCAGUGAAACCAACUGAAAAUGAGUUCGAAAUUCAGUCACCAAGAACCGACUCAACUGCUAGUAUCAGUAUACAAGAUCCAGGUUAUGAAGCUGAAGAUAAAACAACAAUGGAUGAAUUAUCAUUAGCAGAGGAUUCAGAUAUCGGUAAGAAUAAGACUAAGAAGAAGAAGAAACAGAAGAUGAAGGUGAACAAAGCUGAUAAGGAGCCAUCAAGUGUGGAGCCCAAGUCCAGUGACUUUGUACCAACCGAUGAACCAGCUGAUGUGCCCAUAGUUGCAAAGCAAAAAGAUUCAAAGAGGAAAGGAAAGAAACAAAAAGGAAAAUCAGAGGAUGCAGGUCCUGUUUUGAACAAGGAAUCUGUGAUUGAGGAAGAGAAUAAAUCUGACUCUUUUAAGGAUCUAAGUGACAAGUCUGCAGAGUCCCCAGUGAAGGUAGUGGAGGAAGCAGUUCCUUCAAGGCCUCCAAGUGGAGACUUGAAAGAAUUCGCCUCAAGUGCAGUUGCUAUAUCUGUACCGGUCAUGGAAAUUGUGCCAACCCAACAUGAACUAGUGCAGACUGUCUCUCCUGAUGCUGAACCCAAGGCUGAAACUGUGGAGUCGUCUAUACAGACCAUCAGAGAGGAAACUCAGGAGAUCUACUCACAAACCAUAACUCCAGAAUCUGAACCUAAACCAGAGGUUUUGGAAAUAUCUAUUCAGACCUCACCAAGAGAAACUGCCGAAGGAACUAUGCAGACAAUCACUCCAGAGCCUGAAGUGAAAGAGACAAUUGAGACUCUGGACUACACAAUGCAAACUGAUCAGCCCUCACUUGGUGAAGGAGAGGUACAAACAGACUUUGUCAAGAUGGUAGAAGACGUAGAGAAUAUUGAAUCUUCCAUGCAAACUGAUACUGAAGAGAAACUUGAAUCUGUUGAGCAAACAUCUCAAACUUCACCGGAACCAGUCAAAGUACCCAUCGCUUCUCAGAUUGAACAGAAUGACCUGAUCAAAACUGAGGAAGAGUGUUCACAGACCUCUCCUCCUCCAACAGUUGCUACAACAGAACUGUCAACUCAAACAAAACCAUCCGAAUUUUUCUUGACUAGUGAUGACUCAUCACAAACGGUGGAUGUUGAACCACUACAGGACAAACAGCCUGCUAAGAAAAACGUUUCUUUCUCAGACCUUGCUGUUUCUGGUACCAAACUGGAAGAAAUUGUCCCUAUUGAAACUUCCGAAUCUAUGUCUCAAACCACUGAGGUUCCUAUCCAAUCACCUGUCAAACAGAAGAAAGAUACAACUAAUUUCACUGUGACAACUACAAAAAUUGAAGAAAUUUCCCCAGCACCAGUGAGUGAUUCUUGCAUGCAAGCUUUUGACUCUGACUCUUCCAAAUCAGCGAAAAGUGAGAAGAAUGCUUCAGGUAGAUCUCCCACAGAAAAUGGCAAGAAGAGUGAGGCUCCAGUUGAGAAACAGGAGGAAGACAAGGCACAAGAACCAGUUGAAUCACAGCAAUCACCAGCUCAGAAGGUGCCAAGCACUAUAGAAGAUGCUAAAAAAUCAAAGUCCAAACGGAGUAAGUUCAGGGAUAAAAAGAGACUACAUGAGGAUUUUGAAAUUGAAGUUCAGGCAACUCUCUCGUACGAGCCUUCAACUGAAACCCCUAUUUCUCCAGUGUUAUCUGAAGUGACUUCAGACUUUGAGGAGAGUAAGAAAGGUAAAAAGAAGAAAGACAAACCUCCAAAAGAUGAACAGAUUGAUCAGGAUGAACAGUUUGAUAAACGUACAACUGAUGAACCCAGUGAUAAAGAUUCACCAAGCACAGACAGUGAGCCAGUUUCUUGGAAAUCUCAUACUCGUGAACCUACUCCGAAAUUGGAAACUCACACUCAAUCGGUUCCUCCAAAGAAAGAUCGAGUGGAUGCUGCUCCUAGGGAGGAGAAACAGAGAGGCAAGAAAGUGGAUGAGAGAUCACCAUCAAGAGAUGAGAUAAAAUCUAAGGCUGGUGAGAGUGCCCCACAUUUGAUAGAUCCGACAAAAUCAGAGAGAAUUCAACCUCUUGUUGGUGAUGACAGUGAGACUUCAGGCAGUGUAGUUACAUCACCUAAGAAAGUUGGAUUCAACAGUCCAGACAGGAGCAUUUCUUCAUUGAGUGUGAAUUCUGGUUCUGAAAGUAAACCUGAUCCAUCUACAUCAAAAUUACAGGUAUCUCUCACUAGUGAAAACGAACCCAUUGAAGAUCCUAAUGAAAAACUGGCUCGCCAGUGGAAGCAAACCGGGUAUACUGUCAGUAAGAGGUUACAAAAUAUGCGUGAUCCUCUACAUUCAACUCAACUUGUCUACUUGACAUCCACUGAUGACGCACAAGUCACGCCCGAAGAGAGAGCUGCAUCAAUCAAGGACAACAUCAAGGAUAUUCAAACUGCUUCGGCAAACAAGGACUCUGUAACCAUCCAAGAGACGAUCACCAUCACAGUUGAAACAAUUUCAACAUGGCUGGAAAUCAUCGAGUACAGAAUUCAUCAAAAUAAGCAAUCAUCCAACCACGGCACUAACCCAGAGGAGAGUUUAUCAGAUAUCAACGCACUCCAAAAAGAAGUCAAUACUCUAGAGUCAAUUAUUCCCGAACUGAAAAAAGCAACAGACAAUUGUAGUGGUGUAUGUAGUGAUGAUACGCGCAAUGAAAUCAAUGCUUUCAUCAACACGCUUCAAGAGCAAGCUAGAGCCGUGCAAAGCAUGGUUGAGGCUUCAAGAUCGAGUGCCGUUGACGACUUGGCCAGAUGGGAGGAGUUCUUGAAUCGAGUGAAUAACAUCAGUGUGCUAGUCGAAGAGCAGAAACGAGAACUUGAAGAUCUGGUCGCAAAGGACUGUCCUUCAAUUGAGGAGAAACUUCAGAAACUGGAUAAUUUUGAAAAACUGAAUGAAAAUCAUUCAAAGAAAGUAGCUGAACUCCUGAAAUGCGCACAAGCGCUACUCCGAGAUUACCCGGCCCGUGAGAUUCCCUCCGAAUUGUAUUCCACACACAACUCUACACAAGCAAUAGGUCAAACCAUUGGAAACGAAAGAGAGAAACUGCUGCAAAUGAUCUUGCUCAUAGAAGAGUAUGAACAAACGUUGAAGGAGUUCCUUCAAAUUGUCGACGUAGCUGAGGACAUUGUGGAGGCACCAAUCUCGGUCACUAGUUUGCCUCAUCUUCAGGACGAAAUGCAGAAACACCGCAAGUUCUUCGUGAACCUGAGCCACUGCAAGGGCAUCCUCGAGUCGCUGGAAGGUCACCUGGACGCGGAGACUCGCGGCAAGCACGCGGCACUGCACGACCGGCUAUAUGCGCGCGCAUCCGCCAUCUUGGACUUGGCUGCUGGCCGCUCGCAGCAGAUGGCGCUCGCUGCGUCGCGGUGGACGGUCAUUGAACAGAGCAUGCGCGAGGAGCGUGGCUGGCUCCAGGUUGCUAGGCAACGCGUGCCUGACCUCGCCACUGUCAACUCAACCGAUUAUGCGCAGUAUAUUUCGCUUUAUCAGACCUUGGUAUCAGACAUCGCCGCCCACCAGGCCAAAAUCAACCAACUAGUGAGCCUGGUACACGGGUUACAACUGCUGGUGCACUCACCAGGCCUCGAAUCGUCUUAUGAAGAACAUCUGAGUAUGCUGCUUGAGCUGCAGGAUAACGUCAACUCCAGCCUGAAUCGGCUGAUGGCGUUCAGAGAGUCGUGGACAGCAUACGACCUGCUCACAUCGCGGCUCGAGAAUUGGAUUCAGUCGGCCACUCAGACGAUAGCGGCAAACUCCACUGAUACAUCACCCAGCAUGAGGCAGUUCUGGGAGCUGAAGGCUCAGUUUGAGCUGCACAACCACAUUAGAAAUGAAGCCAGCGAACAUUUCGACACAUCUUUGAGAAUUGUGACAGUGGCUGAUGAGAAUCUGCAGCGGCAAUUCCACACACAACUGCAAGAUCGUUGGCAGAAAUUGGCAACUUCCAUCGCUCAGAUGCAGAACACAGCUACUAGCAGUUAUAACGUUGGGCAAGAAGUCUCGUUGGAUAACAAGUUGAGUUUGUUGGAGAGGGAGUUGAAAGAGCUUGCAACAAUACUUUCGGAUAUGCAUGGAGUGAUGAAAACCGAAGAAGAACUUCAACUGUACAUUGAGCGGUUGCAGGUGCUGAGCAGCGGCGUGGCCCGCAUCCAGGACGAUCUGGGCUGCGUAGGUUGCCUGCUGUCUGCGGCUGAGUCCGACCGCGUGUGUCGCCUGCUGGGCGGUGCUCGAACCCUGGAAGCGGCACUCGGCGACGAGCUCGAGGCUGCUCAGGUGCUGCGAGACCGGCUGCAGGCCAUCAGGCGGGGGCUGGCUAGAGUCAGGCGUGAUCAGGCCAGGGCCACCUGUGUGCUCGACCAGUGCGAGGCAAACACAAGGCUGGGUCAUGACAAGGUGCAGCAGGCGCAUGUCAACUGCAUGGGAGUAAGUGAUGCCUUGAAAGAACAAUGGCAAGACCUAAUGUUGCAGCGUCAGCUACUGCACAAUCUGCCAAUGCGCACACGUGUCUCUGUGUCGCCGGUCCACGUGGAGCGCGAGAUCUCUUCGCUGCAGGACGCUCACAGUCGACUGGAGCAACGCUGUCGCAACCUGUUGCAAAUGCUGAUGCAACGUCUCGGACUCUGGCAACGCUUCCACACGCAGCUGGAACGCGUACAGCAAUCUGCGCAUCAGGCUGACUAUAUGAUGCAGAUACUGGCUGUGCAGGGAUCUGUCGAUUAUGAGCGGCUGGUCAAGGCUACCGAACGGCUUGAGGACCUGUCAGCCAGCCUGAGCGAGAAGGAGAGUGAGAUAGACGACCUGCGAGGGGCGGCCGACCCGUUGACGGCCGACUGUGUGCCGGAAGUGGCCGAGCAGAUCGCCGACGCUGUCCAGGAGGCAGUUACCGUCUGGCAGGAGACGGCCGACUCUUUGCAGAGCGUCUGCGGCCGUUACCAGCAGGCGGUGCGUCUGUGGGCACAGUACCGCGUGGCGUCUGCCGCAAUUGCCGCCUGGGCCGACCAGCAGGCCAGUCUGGCUCCCAACGAAGCUCUGCCUCAACUGGCGGUGUGCGAAGAAACACUGACGGCGCAAAAAGAACGACUGAGCGAGCUGCGAGACAUGGUGGCGAAGAUAGCCGAGGAUGUGGGCGUGGAGGGCAGCGCUCUCUUGCAGGGCGAAGUGGAAUCUCUGGCUCGCCGCCUGGAGGACGUGAAGGAGGCGAUCACCACCCUGGCGCACAUCUCUGAGGACAAGGAACAGUGCACUGACGACCUGUCCAAGACUAAGCACUUCUUGGAGAAUCUUCGCGAGGUCAGUGAAUCAACAUUAGAUCAGUCGGAAAUGCAAAUCGUCCAAUAAAUAAAACAUCCUAUC